This is a messenger RNA of Schistocerca serialis cubense, 1869 nucleotides long. RefSeq names its product cardiomyopathy-associated protein 5-like. The transcript is spliced from 5 exons. The record is from RefSeq and is a predicted model, not a curated record. Bases 1 to 1869 code for a protein of 622 amino acids. Lineage: Eukaryota; Metazoa; Arthropoda; Insecta; Orthoptera; Acrididae.
AUGGAGGUGGAGGAGCUGCCUGCUGUAGCUGCAUAUCCAGGGGCUGUCGUGCUGCAGGCGGCCGGCACAAGUGUGAUGGAGCCAGGAGUCCAGCCAGCCGUGACUUCUCCAGAAGGGCAGGAGGAGCCCAUGGACGUCGAGCAGGAGCGGUGCUUCGCAAAGAAGUUUCCGUCACUGGCGCAGUUCCUGCAGCAACAGCAAAGGCAGCAGGCAGGCGUCGAGAGCAGCUCCGAGCCGAUGGAGGAGGAGCAACCUCUGCCAGGAGGCUCCAGCAAGGGGGCCCACGCUGCGGGGAGUCGGUUGCUGCACGCAGUGAAGAUGCGCCUCGUGCAGAGCGGGCGCGCGCCGCUGGAGAGGCAGGCGUCCACCCCGGAGAGCUGCUCCAGCCUAGCCAGCGAGGAACAAGAGGUCACCGAAGACGACGCCAGCUCGCGGGACAUGUCGGUCCAGGAGGAGUCCUCGGGUGACACGCGCGACGUGAGGGGGCAGUUGGGGGAGCUGAUGCUCAAACCAGCCGCGCUGACUGUGGCGGUGUCGGUGGAUGAAGCGAUGCCGGAGGCGAUGUCCCCCAGUGCUAGCAGCGACGUCUGGGCAGACAGCGGCCACCACCGCAUCUCGACGCAGCACCACAGACAGCGGCCGAGCUCCAUCGCGGACGUGCCGUCGCCGGCCCGCAGGAUCCUGCGGCUGGCCUCGGAUUCCGACGUGGACUCCCCAGUGACAGCGUCUCCAGCACAGGUGCCGGCGCUGGCUGUGGAAGAUUCCUCCUCUCAGGAUGACAGCAUGGCGGGCUCCAGGGCGCCCUCCAGAGGGGAAGGUCAGAGCUCCGAGGACAUGCCAUCUGUCACGGACUCUUCUCAAGAGGCCAGUGAAGGGAGGAGCGAGAUGGAGGAGGAGGAGGCGGCGGUGGCCAGCCCGUUCCCGGAUCAAGCUGAGGGCAGGGCCGAGGAUGUGGGCGUCUCCUCAGGCUCUGUGACAGCUGUCUUCCGGGCAACCUUCGCCGAGGCAUCUGACAAAGGGAUUCCGGCAGAGACACCUACAGAUCAGCAGAGUCAGCGAAAAGGGUCAGAGUGCCCAUUGUGGGGUGAGGCAGCUCAGGUGGCAGACCAAGACAAAGUGGCUGCAGCCACUUUCGCACCCACAUUUCUAGCCUCUGUGACCUCCACAGCCUAUGGCAAAGUGAAGCAGAAGUUACAACACCAAGAGCAGGAAGAGUGCAGGGCGGAGGUGACUGAGCAGCAAGUGGAGGUGACUGUGCACCGAGAAGAGGUGACUGAGCAGCAGGUGGAGGUGACUGUGCACCGAGAAGAGGUGACUGAGCAGCAGGUGGAGGUGACUGUGCACCGAGAAGAGGUGACUGAGCAGCAGGUGGAGGUGACUGUGCACCAGGAAGAGGUGACUGAGCAGCAGGUGGAGGUGACUGUGCACCGAGAAGAGGUGACUGAGCAGCAAGUGGAGGUGACUGUGCACCGAGAAGAGGUGACUGAGCAGCAAGUGGAGGUGACUGUGCACCGAGCAGAGGUGGCUGAGCAGCAAGUGGAGGUGACUGUGCACCAAGCAGAGGUGACUGUGCACAGAGGGGAUGAAGAGUGUAAGGCGGAGGUGACUGUGCACAGAGCAGAGGAAGAGUGUAAGGCGGAGGUGACGAUGCAGCGAGUGGAGGAGUGCAGAGUGGAGGUGACAGAGCAGCAAGUGGAGCAAGCGGGUAGCACAGCGCUGAUGCAGGAUGAGAAGCAGCAUGUGGCAGAGCUAGAGAUAGAGGCGCCAAUGGAGGAGGUCCCAUCUGGGGCAGAAGAGCAACAAGCAAGGAAACGGAAGAGCACUGAGAGCCCCUACAAGGCGACCCCAAAGAAGAGGGGGCGCAAGUGA